GGUUCCUUUUGCCCCAAAAUUUAUAAACGAUUUCAAAAGGAAUUAAACAACACAAAAUAUUGGAUACCUAGCUGGUCAGGAUUGAAAUUAUUUGAAGUGAGACACACUUCCAACAUUGGUGACAAGUUUGUUGUUGACAUAGAUAAAGUGGACUGUAGUUGCAGGAAAUGGAGUAUAACAGGAAUCCCAUGCUGUCAUGCCCUCACUGCCAUGACAUUUUUAAACAUCAAUGGAGAAGACUACAUCUCACAUUGGUUUACAAAGUCAACCUAUGAACAAACAUACUUUCCAAUGAUAUAUCCAGUCCACGGUGCUCAUAUGUGGGAAAUGACUUCAAUGCCUGAUGUGUUGCCUCCACCUAAGAGAAUUUUGCCUGGUAGACCGAAAAAGAAAAGAAGAUUAGAGCCUUGGGAGCUUAAGAAAGAUGACACUCAACUAAGACAAGGUGGAACACGUAAGAGAUGUGGCAUAUGUAGAGAGCUUGGACAUAAAAGAAAUAAUUGUCCACAAGCUGCCCAAGCUGCUCCAACAACUCCAAAUGCAACUCAAUCCAGUCAAAUUACUCAAUGCGAGGUUGAAGAACCCCAACAAAGUCAGCCAUCAACAACAGCACCUCAGACAACUUCAACACCAGCUGACCCAACUGCCACAGCACCUUCAAACUGAUUUAGAAAGUCAUUAGCUAUUAUUAAUAUGUAUUUUGGUACUUUGUUUCGGCUAGCACCUUUUUUUGGAUACAAACUUCAAUAUGUAUUGUGUGCUGAUGUAUUAUUUGAUGAAGCAAAGUAUUGUCUGUUCAAUGAA
Vigna angularis (adzuki bean) is the source of this 804-nucleotide messenger RNA. RefSeq lists its product as uncharacterized. The record is from RefSeq and is a predicted model, not a curated record. Lineage: Eukaryota; Viridiplantae; Streptophyta; Magnoliopsida; Fabales; Fabaceae. Gene Ontology annotation, molecular function: zinc ion binding; nucleic acid binding. Bases 211 to 666 code for a protein of 151 amino acids. The transcript is spliced from 2 exons.